AUUACAGGGAACUAGCUCCGAAGGACCCGAGAAGGCAGAGGAUAAAGACGAUGCAGAAGAGGUAUGGCCAUUGGAGGCUCCCGUACCUCAAAGCCCUGCAGGCGUUAAGCACCGCCCCUGCCCUUCCCGAAAAGGAUUGUCCCCGCCCCACGUGGAGCCCGGGACCGCUGCAGCCGAUCCCAAGGACUCCCCUCGCAAUCCACAACAAGGUCCCGAGAUGGCUCCGUACGAGGAAGUGCGCGUGUCCGGCUUCGAAGAGUUCAACCGGGCCGUGGAGCAACAUAAUGGCAAGACCAUUUUCGCCUACUUUACAGGUUCUAAGGACGCUGGAGGGAAAAGCUGGUGCCCGGACUGUGUGCAGGCUGAACCAGUUGUACGAGAGGGGCUGAAGCAUGUUAGUGAAGGAUGUGUGUUCAUCUACUGCCAAGUCGGAGAAAGACCUUAUUGGAAAGAUCCAAAUAAUGACUUCAGAAAGAACCUGAAAGUAACUGCAGUGCCUACACUACUAAAAUAUGGGACACCUCAAAAACUGGUAGAAUCUGAGUGUCUUCAGGCCAGCCUCGUGGAGAUGCUGUUCUCUGAAGAUUAAGAUUUGAUGAUGGCAAUUGUACCUUGAUUUCCUGACCUUGCUAUAGUAUAAACAAAACUGCAUAACUGCUUUGAAUUUGUGUUAGCAAUAAAUAAUUAUGGUGUCUAAAAACAAAAACUAACAUGUCUAAACAAGAGUGCUAUUAAAAUGCUCAUGAACCCUG
Choloepus didactylus (southern two-toed sloth) is the source of this 752-nucleotide messenger RNA. RefSeq names its product thioredoxin domain containing 17 (gene TXNDC17). The transcript has 4 exons. Lineage: Eukaryota; Metazoa; Chordata; Mammalia; Pilosa; Megalonychidae. Gene Ontology annotation, molecular function: protein-disulfide reductase [NAD(P)H] activity. Gene Ontology annotation, cellular component: cytosol. The record is from RefSeq and is a predicted model, not a curated record. Bases 218 to 589 code for a protein of 123 amino acids.